Messenger RNA from Lolium perenne, 820 nucleotides. RefSeq lists its product as uncharacterized. The record is from RefSeq and is a predicted model, not a curated record. NCBI's taxonomy places the organism in Eukaryota, Viridiplantae, Streptophyta, Magnoliopsida, Poales, Poaceae.
UAUAACCAAAACCCUGUCGAUCGCGAGCAACACACAUCUUCUUCCCAGUAGUUUCUUCUUCAAAUCAAAGACCCGUGGCUAGCAGAGUUGGUUGACGACGGCCUUGAGUAACAAGCGGGGCAUGAGCCGAAUGGGCAGCGGCGGCAAGAAUCGGGUGAGCUGGCUGUGGCGGGCGCCGGGACGGGCGCUGGGCCGCGCGCGCGACCUCUACGUGCGGGGGCUCACCAGCUGCGCGGGCCAGUUCCCGGGCGACGCCGCCUUCGGCUACCCGUCCUUCCCCGGCACGCCCAGGUCCUGCAGCAGGUCCGGCGACGACUUCCGCAGCUGCUCCGCCUCCCCGUCCUCCUCCUCGCGCUCCUUCGCCGGCGACAGCGACCUGCGGGAGCUCAUGCGCGCCGCGUCCGAGAGGCGGGCGCCGCCGCCGGAGCCGCCGGUCGUGCCCCGGAGCCAGAGCGUGGCCAUGGGGAAGAUCGACGAGGACAGGCCCUGCGACUUCGGGGGUCUCGCCGGCGCCGACGUGGCGUUUGGCAGGAGCCGGAGCUACGCCGUCUCUCGCUUUGGGCAGAGGGGGAGGGCCGCGACUAUGCAGGCCGCUUGAUCGCUUCUUGCACUUGCACCAUGAAGCCCCAAUCUGCAGCCGUCCAGUAAAUUAUUACUACUCGUAAGCUUUGUAGCCCUGUAGUUAAGGUUGUUCUCGCACCAUUUUGUUUGGGAUUUGUUCUGGUGUGUUCAUGAUGCAAAAACCAUCAAACACAGCAACGUCAAUGCCACGUUUUUGUACGUAUUUCUUUUUGAAUGAAGGUCUGUUUUUCUUCCGUAA